UGGAGCAGUAGCGGACUUCUUGAUAUUCACAAACCACAAGUGGCGCCCUUUCUCUGCAAUAUUUCACGAGUGCCUUCCGUAUAAGAACCCAGUCAGGUAUGCGUAAUCAAAACGCCAUACGUGAUAUGCGCAGCGGAACGCGGAAGGGGGAUUGCAUCCUCGUACGUAAUUCAAUGUAGAUAUUUAUGGGCCGGGGGAAGCGCCCGCUUCUCGUGGAAUGCUGCCUUAUUUUGCCUGCUGUCGUUGCUGGGGUUCGGGAGUUGUCCCGCGACCGGUAGCACUUAGUCGCCACUGAGUACAACGUGACACGGGUUCAUCCUUUUGCGAAUGUCUUGUUCCGUGGAUUCUAUCUCAACCAUUCCUAGCUGGGCUGGAGGAGAACGGAAAAGGAGCCGCGGCGAGUGACCUGCCACAGCCGAAGACGUGUUGCUCUGACAAUCAACACUGAAGACGGCUGCAGAUCCCCUCGACCCAAUUACUUGACGUUUCCAGUUGCAUUCAUCUAUGAGCUCGAGUGACAGCUGGUCGGUUGUCAUAAAACCUUUCACUGAGGCGUUUGCUGACUUUCCCCUUCCUCCCGCAUCUUUGAGUCGGUGUCGGGGAGAACGAGUCGAACGAGGCUUGUCUCCAGUCGGGGGGAUAUGGGCGAGCAAGCAGACCAGAUGCAGUGGUUCGUGGCAAGGCAGCGUCAAAAUUCAGGGCAGUGAUGCCUGGUAUGGUGAUGUUUCGGCGGCGCUGGUCAGUCGGCAGUGAUGACCUGGUGCUGCCUGCCCUCUUUCUGUUUUUGUUACACUGCAUCUGGCUGGUAGUUCUCUCCGUGGUUUUGUUCGGCCUUCCCUAUGGCUCUGACCAGUCCUGUUCUAUAACACUGGUGGACCAUGGCCGAGGGUACAUGGGCAUCUUGGUCAGCUGUCUUAUCUGUGAGAGUGCCAUCAUGUGGUUAAGUAUGAGAGGUAGCAUCCUGUACACACAGCCCAGGGAAGCUGUGCAAUACGUCAUCUAUAUCCGACUAGCCAUUCUUCUAGUAGAGCUUGUGUAUGCAGUCGUGGGAAUUGCCUGGCUUGUUCAGUAUUACCAACCAUGCUCUGAUGUGACUGCCAAAAACCUAGCUUUGGGGAUUGUUGCAUGCAACUGGCUAGUGAUAUUCAGCGUCUGCAUUACGCUUAUGUGCACUUUUGAUCCUACCGGUCGGACAUUUGUCAAACUGAAAGCAACUCGCCGGCGUCAACGAAACCUUACAACAUACACACUAAGACACCGACUUGAAGAAGGCCAGGCCAGCAGCUGGAGCAGGAGACUGAAAUUCUUUAUGUGUUGCACAAGAGCCCAGGACACACAAUCAGAUGCAUAUUCAGAGGUGGCAAGCCUUUUUGCAGAGUUCUUCAGAGACCUAGACAUUGUGCCGAGUGAUAUCAUUGCUGGCUUGGUACUCCUCCGUCAGACACAGAGAUCUAAAAGAUCAUCUAUCCUGGACCAGGGCAACAACGAUAUUUUAGCCUUCCUGUCCGGGAUGCCUGUCACUCGGAACACUAGAUAUCUGGACCUUAAGAACUCGACUGAGAUGGGCAUGUAUAAGGAUGUGUGCUACUACAUGCUCUUUGCUCUCGCUGCGUAUGGUUGGCCCAUGUACCUGAUGAGAAAACCAGCCUGCGGACUGUGCCGCCUCGUUAGCACCUGCCCGUGCACAUCAAUGUCUGGCUCACGUUUGUCCCAGUCAGUGACAGUGGAGGAGGACAAUUGUUGCGGUUGUAAUGUUUUGGCCAUACGCAGACAAUUCUUGGACCGGGAUCUGAAGCAGGUUCACAUAGUCUACACUUCCUGCCAUGAUGCAGUUUAUGAGACUCCAUUUUUUGUGGCAGUGGAUCAUGAAAAGAAGAAGGUGGUCAUCAGUAUCAGAGGGACAUUAUCGCUAAAGGAUGCGUUGACUGAUUUGUCUGGGGAUUCUGAGCGUUUACCUGUGGAGGAACAGCAUGGGACCUGGCUUGGUCAUAAGGGGAUGGUUUACUCAGCAGAGUACAUUAAGAAGAAACUGGAGCAGGAAAUGAUAUUGUCACAAGCUUUUGGAAGAGACUUGAACAAGGGCACCAUGCAUUAUGGACUGGUGAUAGUAGGCCAUUCUCUUGGUGCUGGUACUGCUGCUAUUCUUUCCUUCCUGCUGAGACCUCAGUAUCCCACACUUCACUGCUACUCUUACUCCCCACCUGGUGGCCUUCUUAGUGAGGAUGCCAUGGAAUACUCCAAAGAGUUUGUCACCUCUGUUGUAUUAGGAAAAGAUCUGGUACCAAGGCUGGGCCUGUCUCAGCUGGAGGGGUUCCGUCGCCAUUUGCUAGAAGUUCUACAAAAAAGUAACAAGCCAAAGUGGAGGAUCAUUGUGGGAGGCACCAAAUGCAUCCCAAAGUCGGAGCUUCCACUUGAGGAGGAGGAUCCUCCAUCUCAGCAAGCAGCACCCCCCAGCAGUCGUCUGUGGCUCCACCCCAGUGACCUCAGCAUCGCCCUCUCAGCCUCGACCCCCCUCUACCCUCCUGGCCGGAUCAUCCACGUGGUGCACAACCAUCCUCCAGAGACCUGCUGUGGGCAGGAAGAGCCAACAUACUCGGCUCUUUGGGGGGACAACAAGGCCUUCAAUGAAGUCAUCAUUUCGCCCGCCAUGCUUAAUGAGCACAUGCCUCUCAUGGUGAUGGAAGGUCUAAACAAGGUCCUGGAGAACUACAACAAAGGCAAAACGGCUUUGCUGUCUGCAGCCAAGAUCAUGGUCAGCCCGACAGAAGUGGACUUGAACCCUGAGAGUGUGUUCAUGGCUGCAUCUGCAACAGCCCAGCAGCCAAUGACUGUAACUCACCACCGCAGGAACAGUAGUGUUCGACAAAAAACAUUGCUACGUUCCUGUGCCCAGUCUGAAAUAUCUCUGGAUGGUUUCUCCGAGUGUCCUCCUCCUCCAGUACCUGUAGUGUUACGCGGAGCACGGGAGCGCCUGACUGUGGAGCUUAGGGACCGCAAAGCUCCAUUAGCUGUCAUGGAAAGCCUGUCAGACGCUGAAUCUGUCUACAGCCUGGAUUCCAGGCGCUCCUCUGCUGCGCUUAGAGGUUCUCCAAUGCUUAGUAGCCUACCCUUCCCUUUGGAUGCACCGAUUCCUGAAGAGAAUCCAUCUCUCAGCUCUCGCACUGAGCUGCUGGCUGCUGACUGCCUCUGCCAGGCCACACCAGAACACCUGGGUGAGAUUGGGCCUUUCUUCACGCCAUUGGACCCUGUAUCUAAUCCGGAGUACUCCGUGCAGCUUUCGCCCGCCACACCUCAAUACAGUGGACAUUAUUCCCCUCAGCCUUUCAACGCAGAGCCUAACGUCUACUCUGAAAUUGACCCUGAUGUGCAACAGAUUCCGGGCGUCUACAGUCCAGGUAGCACUCCCGACGCUCCCCGGAGUCCACAAAUUGCUUCUAGAGCAAUGGAUGAAGAUGAAGACAAGUGGGAGUUUAGCACGGAGACUGGACGGGAAACUUCCACCCAGCUGUCAAAUGGAAACCCCAGCCGAACAGUGCUGGAAUUUGCCCAGUACUUGGACUCUCUAUUUAGACUAGAUGGCAGCAGCUCACCUCCAAUGGACCUGUCUGAUGGGGAGUCGGAGUCAGGACGCGGCUCACUUGGCCACGUCGAGUGUAUGGGAGAUGAACCAGAUGACAAGCAGCUUCUGGCCAGGGCAACACUGGAGCCGAACCUGGUCCCCAAGCCACCGCGCACUUUUGCCGGAUCUGCUGACCCGUCUUCUGGCAUCUCCUUGUCACCUUCCUUCCCCCUCUCAUCAUCUGAGGAACUCAAUGACCUUUCACCUGGUGAGGGUGCCCCACCUCCCAAUGACUCACUACGAACAUCUCUCCCUAUCCACUGUUCUGAGGAGAACACUCUAUCCUCUAUGGUGUAGUCCACUUCAAACAACUGUAUACUCCAAAUGAAGGACACAGUCAUCCCAGAUUUAAAAAAAUAAAACAACAAAACAAAAGAAACAUAUCACAGUAUGUGCAUGCGAUGGAAUGUAGUCACUCAUCAGAGACCUAAGAACAAACCUUGACUUGCCAACUCACAAAUAAUUUCCAUUCUUCAGGUGUCCUCCCCCACUUUAAUGACAUUUUCGCACUAUUGCAAUGACUACAAAGAAGAUACCUCUCUGCAUGCCAGGGGGCUGUGCUGCUUUUGGGUGGAAAUAAACAACUGUAGCUUCACCAAUACCGUUCCAAAACAAUGUCGUGAUACAUUUCAGCAUAUGUUCAUCCCCUGACUUAACUCAAGGAAGGAGAGAGUCGUUAAUUCAGCAGGGAUUCAAAAGCUAACACUGUAGAAGAAGCUAAUUUGCAUUGGCACGUCAUCUAGGGUUGACGUGCUCUACUACUUCCUGCACCCUCAGCAGCAUAUUUUCUUCCUGCUCUUUAUUUGUCAUUGUUCAUUUCAGGAAUGUGAAGAUGGACGUUUAUGUCAGUCAGUAGAAGUGUGAAGACGUGACACAAUGUUCCUCAGGUCUAUCUAUACAGAGUUGGUGUCGAGGAAAAGAUGGUGUGUGUGUUUGUGUGUGUGUGUGUGUGUGUGUGUGUGGGUGUGUGUGUGUGUGUGUGUGUGUG
Molecule: messenger RNA, 4607 nt
Organism: Hippocampus comes (tiger tail seahorse)
Lineage: Eukaryota; Metazoa; Chordata; Actinopteri; Syngnathiformes; Syngnathidae
Gene: dagla
Product: diacylglycerol lipase, alpha
Exons: 21
Coding region: 707-3916 (1069 amino acids)
Biological process (GO): retrograde trans-synaptic signaling by endocannabinoid; arachidonate metabolic process; diacylglycerol catabolic process
Cellular component (GO): dendrite membrane; postsynaptic membrane; cytoplasm
Molecular function (GO): lipoprotein lipase activity
Source: RefSeq, a predicted model, not a curated record